Molecule: messenger RNA, 1214 nt
Organism: Elaeis guineensis (African oil palm)
Lineage: Eukaryota; Viridiplantae; Streptophyta; Magnoliopsida; Arecales; Arecaceae
Product: probable isoaspartyl peptidase/L-asparaginase 2
Molecular function (GO): hydrolase activity
Source: RefSeq, a predicted model, not a curated record
CCCGGAAGUUCCCAUCCCACUACUCACAAAGAGAGAGAUAGAGAGAGAGAGAAGAUGGGAGGUUGGGCGAUCGCCGUGCAUGGGGGCGCCGGUGUGGACCCCAACCUUCCGGCGGAGCGGCAGGAGGAGGCGAAGCGCGUCCUUUCCCGGUGCCUCAAUCUGGGCAUCGCCGCCCUCCGCGGCGGCUGCGCCGCCGUGGACGUGGUGGAGCAAGUGGUCCGGGAACUGGAGACGGACCCCGUGUUCAACUCCGGGCGGGGGUCCGCGCUGACGCGGCGGGGAACGGUGGAGAUGGAGGCCAGCAUCAUGGACGGCCGUGGCCGCCGGUGCGGCGCCGUCUCCGGCCUCUCCACCGUCAAGAACCCCGUCUCCUUGGCCCGCCUCGUCAUGGACAAGUCCCCCCACUCCUACCUUGCCUUCGACGGCGCCGAGGAGUUCGCCCGUGAACAGGGCGUGGAAGUGAUGGACAAUAGCUAUUUCAUCACUGAAGAGAACGUCGGCAUGCUGAAGCUGGCCAAGGAGGCCAACAGCAUCUUGUUUGAUUACAGGAUUCCAGUUCCUGGCGUUGAGACAUGCAGCGCCAGCGCUGGCUCCAUGGUGGACAACCCUCUCCAAAUGAACGGCCUCCCCAUCAGCAUCUACGCUCCGGAGACCGUCGGGUGCGUCGUGUUGGACGGCAACGGCUGGUGCGCCGCGGCCACCUCCACCGGAGGUCUCAUGAACAAGAUGAUGGGCCGCAUCGGGGACUCGCCGCUGAUCGGCUCCGGAACCUACGCCUGUGACCUCUGCGCCGUUUCAUGCACCGGCGAGGGCGAAGCCAUCAUACGGAGCACGUUGGCGAGGGACGUGGCGGCGGUGAUGGAGUACAAAGGUCUCGGUCUCCAGGAGGCAGUGGAUUAUGUUAUCAAGAAUAGGCUGGACGAAGGCCAGGCCGGGCUCAUUGCGGUGUCGAGAAAUGGCCAGGUGGCUCAUGGAUUUAAUACUACGGGAAUGUUUAGGGCGUGUGCUACCGAGGAUGGGUUCAUGGAUGUGGGGAUAUGGGAGUAGGUCUGUUCUGGUUGUCUUCGUCUUGAUGACAACUAGGAGUAUGUCUGCCUCCAGAGCCAGAUGGGAUCUCUCUUUCUCAUGGUGUGAUGGGUAGGCUAGGGAACAAUAAUAACCGUGUUGGGAGGAGAAUAACGGUAAUAUUAUCUCUAUUUGUGGGUCCUCUUUCA